This is a messenger RNA of Linum trigynum, 2340 nucleotides long. The record is from the annotation of a GenBank genome assembly. NCBI's taxonomy places the organism in Eukaryota, Viridiplantae, Streptophyta, Magnoliopsida, Malpighiales, Linaceae.
GCCAUUCAAUACAUGUUUUAUCCCUUGGACUUUGUUGUUUGAGUUGUAUACCAUCACCUUGGAGCCAUUUUAUGCUAGGUUUUGUUAUGUUUAAUAUGUUUCAGCUCUACCAGGUGAAAUGGACAAAAGGAUUGAAAGUCAGACGAAAUAAGCAAAAGUGGGACAAAGUGCUGGAAAUUGCAAGGAUUACGGUUCAAGGCAGAUUAUCACGGGCAUGAGACUGUGAAAAUUACAAGGAAACCAUGAAAAAUGCAACUUCCCAUGAGCAUUUGGAUGUCUCGCGGGCAUUGUACACAUCACGGGAACAUCACAUAAAUAUUGCAAGGAGACCGAGAAGUGUGUAAGUGAAACGGUGUGUUUUGUGGGAAAAAAUCCCAAAGUACACUAGUUUUUAAAAAAAAUUCCCAAAAUACAGUAGUUAUAAAAAAAAUUCCAAAACUACACAUGUUUGAGCAUCACCGUUUUUGUCUAAAACGGUGAAGGUCAUCACCGCUUUUGCAAAACACGGUGAGUGCUUCACCGCUUUUGUUUAAAACGGUGAAGUACUCACCGUUUUAAUUAAACACGGUGAUGCCUUCACCGUUUUAAAAUAAAACGGUGAAGGCUUCACCGUUUUUGUGGGACGCGGUGAAGUGCUGACGUGGACAGCACGGGGUAUUCACCGCAUUAGACAAACACGGUGAAUAACCCGUGUUUGUUUGCGUCAGCAAUCCGCGCCAUUGUGCUUUCACCGUGGCCGUUAGAUGCGGUGAGACGCGGAUCGUGGUUUUCUUCCCACGAUCCGACGCCUCGCAGCACGCCACGUCACCAUGCAUUCACCGCGUUUGGUUAAAACGGUGAGUUCACCGCGUUCAUCAAACGCGGUGAAUGGAUGGUGAAUUAACUGCGCAGCAUCUCCUCCCCCCUUCCCCCAAACUAUAAAUACCCCCUCCCCCUUUCACUUUCAACUCACCCCACAAACAUUUACCUUCUUUCUCCCUCAAUUUAUCCGCUCUAGUCUCGUUCUAAGUAUGCUCUGUGGUUGCGGCUAAGUCCGAUCUUCCACAUCAGAAAGAAUUACUAGAGUUUGACCCUAAAGCCCCCGUCCCGCUAAGUUCCCGUCCCUUACAAAGCUAAACCCGUCGAACCUCUGUCCGGCUUCCGCCAAUAAUGGACGAAGAGGCUCUUCGUGUAGGUUUUUGGUUUGUGAUUUUUUUUAAUCGAAACAAUUUGAUUUAUUUUUUAUCAAAACAAUCUCUGAUUAUAUUACUUUUUUAUAGAUGGGUGCCGAGAUAUACGAUCCUCGAUUGUAUAUCCAUUAUGGCCCAAGGGAUGCGAGUCUAUUAACCGAUCAGCAAAUGCAUCGCUCCCGUGCCAUUUGGGAUAACAAUCCGGUAAUUUGAUGAACUGACUUGCUUUAUUUUAUUAUUUUCUAAUGUUUUAUUUUGUUUUAUUUAAUCUAAUUAAUUGAUGUUUUUCCUAUUUUUUUUAGGAAUCUCUUGUUCCCGUGGUUCAUAAAGGGACCAAUAACUUGCCCGCUUGGCAUCCAAGGUUGGAGCCCUAUAUAGCGAGGACCGGUUUGGGAAUGUUGCGCCAUUUCUUGCGGAUCGAGAUCGACAACGAGCUGCUUACGGCAAUGGCGGAACGAUGGCGUCCCGAAACCCAUACAUUCCACCUUGCGGAGGGGGAAAUGACGAUCACCCUCAAAGACGUGGCGAUCCUCACCGGGCUUCCUAUAUCUGGAGAUGCCAUCAUUGGGAACACGACCAAACCCGAAGGAGGUUGGGGGCCGCUCAUCCGUGAUCGUUUGGGCUUCGACAUGCCGACCACCACACCAAAUCAAGGACGGGGGCAUCCACCGUUGAAUGCGGGGCAAGUGUCGGUCCCGUGGCUGGUAUCUCACAUCCAGCAAGAGGUGGAAAUCAAUGACGAGACACCGGAAGAACAAGUCGAGCGCUACGCCCGCAUCUACCUCAUCGGUUUGGUGGGUGGAUUUUUGUUCCCCGACAAGUCCAACCGGUGGAUUCAAGGCAUAUGGUUGCCAUUGCUCACCGUUGAGCGAGCCCGCCAAGAAGCAGCGGCGGAGGGGGGAAGAAGGGGUCGAGGACGUCGUGGAGGACGAGGAGGAAGAGGUGGCGAUGGGGGCCAAAACGAAGCAAAUUAGUGAAUUUAUCGUUUUAUCAUUGUAGUGAACUAUCAAUGUUGUUUUUGUGAUUUUUAGGUGUUGUUAUUUGAGUUUGCAUUGUCUAAAAACUAUCCUACGCACUUAAGUUGUCGAAUGAAUUUUCUGGAUCAUUUUAUCAAGAAUCAGUAUCUUUCCUCAACACAAAAAAGUUGGGCAAAUCAACCACGAUCGCAUAG